This is a messenger RNA of Klebsormidium nitens, 1707 nucleotides long. The record is from the annotation of a GenBank genome assembly. Lineage: Eukaryota; Viridiplantae; Streptophyta; Klebsormidiophyceae; Klebsormidiales; Klebsormidiaceae.
GGAAAUGUUAGGUGCGAAUACCCUAUCAGCGGUUCCACAAUUCACUUCCAGCACCUUCCUGGUUUCGCUUCUUUGCUGACAAGCGCUGAGACAGUCUGAGAGCUUAUUUGGUCCGACUUGCCAGCUGAUUCAAUUGGAAACAGCGCAGCGCAGGCCAAUCAGAGGAGCAACGGAAGAGCUUGGCACUUGCUGCUGUGUCCUUGAAGCAGUCAGCCUUAUUGCUUGUGAAAGCAUGGGGCAGCCAAAUGGAGAUUCGCAACCGAAAGGGGACGUUCCGGAAGAUGCCCCCGAGCACUGUCCUGGGACUGAGUCCGAGCAGGCUGGCCAGGCUAGCGCCUGUGAGGGGUGCCCCAACCAGCAGAUAUGCGCGACAGCCCCAAAGGGCCCAGAUCCUGAUCUUGCAGCGAUAGAGGAACGGAUGCGGACUGUCAAGCACAAGGUUCUGGUACUGUCUGGAAAGGGUGGGGUGGGGAAGAGCACCUUUGCAGCGCAGCUGUCUUUCGCACUAGCAGAGGCCGACAAGCAGGUCGGCCUGUUGGACAUUGACAUUUGCGGCCCCAGCAUACCCAAGAUGCUGGGGCUGGAGGGCGAGGAGAUUCACCAGAGCAACCUGGGGUGGUCACCAGUGUAUGUUGAAGACAAUCUGGGUGUCAUGUCCAUUGGCUUCAUGCUGCCUGACCCGGACGAGGCGGUCGUUUGGAGGGGCCCCAGGAAGAACGGCCUGAUCAAGCAGUUUCUGAAGGACGUCUACUGGGGCGAUCUGGACUACCUGGUCAUCGACACGCCUCCGGGUACUUCGGACGAGCACAUUUCGAUGGCGCAGUUCCUCAAGGCGACGGGAGUGGACGGAGCGAUUGUGGUCACGACGCCGCAAGAGGUGUCCAUCAUCGACGUUCGGAAAGAAAUCAACUUUUGUAAAAAGGUCGGGAUACGGGUCUUAGGCGUCGUUGAGAACAUGAGCGGCUUCCAACAAAAGCUGGGCGCAUUCACCUUCAGAAAAACCGGGCCGGACGGUCUGGAAGAGGAUGUGACAGAAAAGGUCUUAGCUGAGAUCCGAGCGGUCGCUCCGCACCUAGAAGGUCUGACGGCUUGCACGGAGAUUUUACAUGCGAGUGGUGGGGGCGCUGAAAAGAUGGCCAGAGAUCUGGGCGUUCCGUUUCUCGGUCGGAUACCUCUGGAUGCCACCCUAAGCAGAGCGGCUGAGGAGGGCCGCUCGUGCUUCACGGACUACAAGGAUGCCCCGAGCUCCUUGGCUCUUAAAGCCGUGAUAAAGAAGGUUUUGCAGACCGUCGAACAAGCGUGAAGUAUAUGGAGGGGGACACUUUCGCUGUGCUCCAAUAACGGGCAACUCGAUAAAUGGUACAUAGUAAGUCUCCUUAGAUUUAUAGGUGUGCGUGCUACAACGACUCUAAUAAAAAGCUUUCAGUUUUGCAGAGGCCUUACGUUACAUUGUCAAUCCCAUUGGACGGUCGUCUCUGAUGAUGACCUGCUAUUGGCCACAUCCUUAUGGCGCGCCAUGUUUGUCAUUGGGUCAGGUUGAGGUCAUGAGCGUGGCAUGAGCCAUGAAACUAAGUCAACCAGUAGUUUCCAGAAGCUCGUAAAUUGAACUGUGUGUUUUGAAGCAAACCUAGGUUAAUCCAAUGGGCUCCGCGUACCGUAGGAGCGAGAGAUUGUAUUUUUCGCAUGCGAAAAUGUUGCAGUUACGGG